UCUCCCGCGCCUCUUCUCUUUAUAAAGCGGACAGGCGACGGAUAAAAGCACAGUAUGUUCCAGGCAUUGCAACAGAACUACCCUUGAACUAAGUAUUUGCCCCUAUAUAGGUCUUAAAAUUUUAAUAGUCUCAAUCAGUUUAUAACUCAGUUUUAGAAAAAAUUGAACAUUUCGGAGUAACUUACUAACUUUAGGAAUUUGGACGCAAUGAGUGGUUCGGGAAAAGGUCUUCUAGGUCUUUGGCUCUAUAGAAACGGUUCUGAUUGGCAAGUGAAGAAUGAAUCUCCACACCAUCCUAAGCUCGGAGAGCUUAAUGCAGCAAGAGUCCAGGCUCAAGCAGAAAGCGAACGUAUUUCGGUGAUGUUUACAUUGAAAAACCAAGUUGGCGGACUAGUUCGGGCCUUAUCCGUUUUCCAAGACUUGGGUAUUAACGUUCUCCACAUUGAAUCCAGAAAAUCUAUGACUGAAGUUUCAUCUGCCGACAUCCUCGUGGACGUGGAGUGUGAUCCCCAAAGAAUGGAGCAACUGAAGAGGAUGCUAAAACGAGAAGUCCAAGACUUUGAGGUUGUACCACCGCAGACUGGUGAUGAGUUUCCUCCUCCAACGCCUAUGUCUGCUGCGGCAAGCUUCGAUUUCGGUGAGAUGCCCUGGUUUCCACGAAAGAUAUCUGACUUGGACCGCGCCCAAAACGUCCUCAUGUAUGGUUCGGAACUGGACGCCGAUCACCCUGGCUUCAAAGACCCGAUAUAUAGAAAACGCCGUGAACAGUUUGCGGCAAUCGCCAAUAACUAUAAGUAUGGCCAUCCGAUCCCGAAGGUGCAGUAUACUGAAACAGAAAUCAAAACAUGGGGAAUUGUGUUCCGUGAGCUUCACAAACUUUACCAGAAACACGCUUGUCCUGAGUACUUAGAGAACUGGCCCCAACUUGUCAAGUACUGCGGCUACAGGGAGGACAACUUGCCUCAGCUAGAAGAUGUGAGUUCAUUCUUGAAACGAAAAACUGGCUUUCAAUUGCGCCCUGUUGCCGGCUAUCUCUCGCCGAGGGACUUUUUAUCGGGUCUUGCUUUCCGUGUUUUCCACUGCACCCAAUACAUUCGUCACUCGUCUGAUCCUUUCUACACUCCGGAACCCGAUUGCUGCCAUGAACUUCUCGGGCACAUGCCGCUGCUAGCUAAUCCAAGUUUCGCGCAAUUCUCUCAAGAACUCGGCUUGGCGUCUCUCGGCGCGUCUGAUGCAGACAUAGAUAAAUUGGCUACCUUGUAUUUCUUCACGGUUGAAUUUGGCUUGUGUCGUCAACCGGAUGGCUCUUUUUGCGUUUACGGAGCUGGACUGCUUUCGUCUGUGGCUGAACUCCAACAUGCCCUCACUACGCCGGAAAAAAUAAAGCGUUUCGACCCCGAUAUUACUGUACAUGAAGAAUGCAUCAUCACUUCAUACCAAAACGCUUAUUAUUAUACCGAUUCCUUUGAAGAGGCGAAGGAGAAAAUGAGAGCAUUUGCUGAAAGCAUACAACGCCCUUUUGGAGUCAGAUACAAUCCAUACACUCAAAGCGUCGAGGUACUGAGUAAUGCACAGAAGAUUACUGCUCUGGUCUCUGAGUUACGAGGAGAUUUGUGCAUUGUGUCUUCGGCUAUAAAGAAAAUAUCAGCUCAGGAUUCGACAUUAGAUGUAGAGUCCAUUGCUAAUAUGCUUCAUACUGGUCUUCAGGUUCACGAUCGGAGUCCACAGAGCACGUCUGGAGCGAGCACUCCUAAUUCUGAACGCGGUACUUCGCCAGCAAGGCUAGAGAAAACCGAAGAAACUCUUAAAACCGACGAAGAAAAACCAACUAAAAACUAAUAUCGAAAUUACGCUCAUGAAACGUUUUGACGUGUAUCGCUUCUAUAGAUUGUCAGAAGUAGUGGAGCAAAAUCAAUUAGUUCGUAUUGUGUUUAGUAUUAAAGUAGAUUUUAGUUUGCAGCAAAAUGUUACGAUAUGACGUUAUGGAAUUAAUUAUUGCUAAUAUCCUAUAUACUUUGUAUUUAAAUAAAAAUGCUGUGUUUUCAAUAAUUUAGAAAAUAAAGUAGAUUAAAAGUACUACAGAAAAAAAAUUAAUGUGUAGUAAACUAUUUAUCGCUAGUAUAUCGUGUUAUGUGAUGUAGUGUAUGUUCUUGAAUAUGAUAAGAGUUAACUAUCGAUGUAUACGUUUAAAAAUGAGUAAAAAUCUGUAAUAAAUAUCAUAUACAGUAUUAUUGUUAGAUACCAUUUAUUGUUAUUAAAGU
Bombyx mandarina (wild silkworm) is the source of this 2261-nucleotide messenger RNA. It is a transcript of the gene Trhn, whose product is annotated as tryptophan hydroxylase. The record is from RefSeq and is a predicted model, not a curated record. Gene Ontology annotation, biological process: aromatic amino acid metabolic process; serotonin biosynthetic process. Gene Ontology annotation, molecular function: iron ion binding; tryptophan 5-monooxygenase activity. Gene Ontology annotation, cellular component: neuron projection. Lineage: Eukaryota; Metazoa; Arthropoda; Insecta; Lepidoptera; Bombycidae.